UCCAAGUUCCAUGGCCAAAUUUGACACUAACAGCCGUGUAUAAUUUUCAACCUAGCUCUUUAUGUAUUUAUUUUGAUUAUAAAAUUAUAUCCUUCUUGAACAUGCAAUAAACAAUUAAGAAAUGCAGCUCAUUAUUUAUAAGCAUAUUUUUAUAUGAUUUACAUAUUAACCAAAAAAUGUUUGUUAAGGAUCCCUGCGGUAUAAUCUGUGUACUGGUAACUUAUGCUGCUGUACUCUAUGCGGAUUAUGUUGUAAUACGAUGGAUUGUUCUGCAAACUAUGUUCAAUAGCUUAUGGGGUCCAUUUAACGCCGUAGCCUUCAAUACGAUAGUCUUCUUUUUGAUAAUGGCACAUAUCAGGGCAGUUUUUUCGGAUCCGGGCGUGGUGCCUCUUCCACAAAGUCGUGUCGACUUUUCAGAUAUUCAUUCGGCUGAAACAGGUUGUGAGCAUGUCGAUUGGACUGUCUGUACCAGAUGCGAGAUGUAUAGACCGCCACGGGCGCAUCACUGUCGCAUAUGCAAGCGGUGCAUAAAAAGGAUGGACCAUCACUGCCCGUGGAUCAAUAAUUGUGUCGGCGAGAGGAAUCAAAAGUAUUUUAUGCAGUUUUUAGUGUAUGUCGCCAUUUUAAGCGGGUAUGCCAUUACAUUAGUCGUAGUUUCGUGGAUAAAGGAAUGUCCCGAUUGUGAUCCUACAAUAUUAAUUAAACAAUCACGAAUAAUGCACUGUAUAAUACUGCUGCUAGAAAGUGCACUGUUCGGCAUGUUUGUUGCGGCGAUUCUGGUCGAUCAACUGCAAGCAAUAUUCGGAGACGAAACGGGCGUCGAGCAGGUGCAACACAAAGGUCCAUAUCGAGCGCACAAAUCAAAAUACGCACUGCUGAGCGAAGUCUGCGGCCAGCAGCAUCCGUUAAUGUGGCUUCUUCCGUGCAAUUCCACUUCGCGACGAUUUGACACUCCACUAAUAGAUUACCAUAUUUAAAUGUUAUUUAUCGCCAGUGUGAAUGUUUUAGAGGCAUUUAUGUUACGUUUUUGAAAUUUUAUUAUCGUAAUAAUUAUUAUUUUCGGUAGAUGAUCUAUGCCUCUCUGCUAAUUUUGACAAUCGGCUUUAGCUCUUAACGGAAUUGAUCUCAUAGGUGGAGCAGAAAUGGCAUAGUUUAUCUACUCGGCUUUGUCAGUCUCACUUCACCGCUUUGUAAAUGUAAGUCGUGGUAAUUAAUGUAGGUACUGUAAUACCAAAGGACGAUAUUUAUUAUUUACAUAAUUAAUGUAACUAAUAAACAAUUUUUACAAUU
Molecule: messenger RNA, 1290 nt
Organism: Photinus pyralis (common eastern firefly)
Lineage: Eukaryota; Metazoa; Arthropoda; Insecta; Coleoptera; Lampyridae
Product: palmitoyltransferase ZDHHC3-like
Exons: 5
Coding region: 177-977 (266 amino acids)
Biological process (GO): peptidyl-L-cysteine S-palmitoylation; protein targeting to membrane
Cellular component (GO): endoplasmic reticulum; Golgi apparatus
Molecular function (GO): protein-cysteine S-palmitoyltransferase activity
Source: RefSeq, a predicted model, not a curated record